Messenger RNA from Saccostrea cuccullata (small rock oyster), 690 nucleotides. RefSeq lists its product as uncharacterized. Gene Ontology annotation, cellular component: membrane. The record is from RefSeq and is a predicted model, not a curated record. The transcript is spliced from 3 exons. NCBI's taxonomy places the organism in Eukaryota, Metazoa, Mollusca, Bivalvia, Ostreida, Ostreidae. The coding region runs from base 96 to 404 and encodes 102 amino acids.
UUAAGUUAAAAACCUCUAUCCGGUGUUGACUAUAUAGGAACAGGUGCUUUCCUUCUCCGGAAGAUAUUCAGUAUUGUCUCCCGCGCCCUAACAACAUGACAGAGUUGUACGUCCACAACCUAAUGAACGGGCUUUACGAUGAUACUGAAGUUUCAGAGGUAAAGACUUCAGACGAGAAGAAGCUGCCAAUUCAGGAUUAUUUCCUUACAUCUGUUUUGGUAGCAUGUCUGUGUUUCUACAUGCCGACGGGGCUGUUAGCGGUCAAAUACGCUACAAAGGCCAGGAGUUCUUUACGUGAGGGACUGGAAGAAGAGGCUGAGAGGUACUCUCGGAAGUCCUUAGUGCUGAUCCUUACCACACUUCUUACCUUACCAGUCUUACUUAUUACGGCGAAGGUCACGUAAAAUUAGGAUCCGCUCCUUUGUUUGACAGUUUAAUUUAUGGACAAUUAAAUCACUUUUGAUUGCCAUUAAACAUAUUCUCGGAAACUCAUGGUAACAGAGACAGGUACAGUCUUUAAGGUUGAAGUUCCGGACGAUGAAGUGACGAAUACUGAUCUACAAUCAGAACUGAAUGAAGAGUCGGUCUUUAGUGUCAAAAACGUUAUUUUUUUUCAAUUUUUAUGUGUUUUGUAGCUUUUUAUUGCUUUGAACAUAUUUAAUUGAAUAAAUUAUAGUAUUCGAAACACGU